Messenger RNA from Cephus cinctus (wheat stem sawfly), 7194 nucleotides. RefSeq names its product tyrosine-protein kinase Abl (gene Abl). The record is from RefSeq and is a predicted model, not a curated record. Gene Ontology annotation, molecular function: protein binding; ATP binding; non-membrane spanning protein tyrosine kinase activity. Gene Ontology annotation, biological process: protein phosphorylation. Lineage: Eukaryota; Metazoa; Arthropoda; Insecta; Hymenoptera; Cephidae. Bases 695 to 5143 code for a protein of 1482 amino acids. The transcript is spliced from 14 exons.
UUAGGAUGCAUAAAGGCGAUUAUUCAUGUGAACCGGAGAUGAGUAAGGAGAUUGCCAAUGAGCUGAUUUUCAUGGUCCAAGUUUUAUUUCGGCGUGGAUGCGCCACCUAAGCGGUGGACCCUCGAACCAGUCUCCCGUUUAUGAUUAGUCGAGUAUAUAUAGUAAUACUACGCGUCAUAUUCGUAUCCGUAGCUCCGUGAGACGCAUGGAUUUAUGUCGGGUGGCACUCAGUGCUUGGUCCACAAAAAUCGGCUCAUUUGCAAUCUCCCUACUUAUCUCAGUGUCAACGAUGCAAGAAACUUUUCAUAAGAAAACCUUGGACAGAUACAGUUGGACAAACUCAUUUGGCGAACACACGGAAAUUCAUUCGUAUAUAACUUGUACCGGCAACUACAAUUGCUGAUUCAGUGAAAACUCGCCCUCGUCGUGCUGCCCCUCAGUAAUGCACCGACAAACUAAAUAAUCGACGUCAAAGCUGUCAAAUAUGGCGAGAGCAACGAAAUGUAAUUGACAUGUAAAAAUGUGAAUAGGCGCCGUCAUAGUGAUUUGUGAUUGAAAGUGGCACCGUGAUGUGCUCGUUAGAACGUGUAUAAUGUAAAAGCGAAAUAGCGCGCCGGAAGUGGAUGUGUAAGGUACUCGUCCUCGGCAUAUUUGCGGCCGGGGCGGAAUAUAAGGGCAUGUUAAUCGAAGAACUAUGGGUGCCCAACAGACUAAAGACAGAGUGAUUCCUGCCGGGUCUGCAAUACGACAAACUCGGAAACAACCGAGGAACCCCAAGGAGUCUCGUAUUAUCGGAUCGAACAUUUUCACCGAGCACAGCGAGGCACUUCUGCAAAGUAGACCUCUACCUCAUAUCCCUGCAUUGCCUGAAGGAGAUCCUCCUAGUGGCUCAAGUGCUCAAUCAAUUUCUCAACAACCCAAUCUUCAGCAACAUGCCAGUGUAUCCAGUAGUGGACUUCUGGAAGCUGCCAAUAGGUGGACAAGCAAAGAAAAUCUCUUAGCACAGGAAGAAGACGAUCCGCAGUUAUUCGUAGCUCUUUAUGAUUUUCAAGCUGGUGGGGAGAAUCAGCUUAGUUUAAAAAAAGGGGAACAAGUUCGUAUAUUAAGUUAUAACAAAAGUGGAGAAUGGUGCGAAGCUCAUUCAAGUACUGGCCAAGUAGGCUGGGUUCCAUCUAAUUACGUCACCCCUGUAAAUUCUCUGGAAAAACACUCUUGGUAUCAUGGAAGAAUAUCAAGAAAUGCUGCUGAAUAUUUGUUGAGCUCUGGCAUAAAUGGCAGUUUCCUCGUUCGAGAAUCAGAGAGUAGUCCUGGACAGCGUAGCAUUUCUUUAAGAUACGAGGGCCGGGUUUAUCAUUACAGAAUUAAUGAGGACAGCGAUGGAAAGAUGUACGUUACGACAGAGAGUAAGUUUAAUACCUUGGCCGAGCUGGUGCAUCAUCAUUCUAUGCUAGCGGAUGGCCUCAUUACCCAGUUACUAUAUCCAGCACCGAAACAUAAUAAACCAACAGUCUUUCCUCUUAGUCCAGAGCCAGAUGAAUGGGAAAUCAAUAGAACGGAUAUCGUAAUGAGGCAUAAGUUAGGUGGAGGACAAUAUGGUGACGUAUACGAAGCUGUAUGGAAGAGAUAUAAUAUGACAGUAGCUGUAAAAACAUUAAAGGAAGAUACCAUGGCACUCAAAGACUUUUUAGAAGAAGCUGCGAUUAUGAAAGAAAUGAAACAUAGGAAUUUAGUGCAAUUACUAGGGGUUUGCACACGAGAACCUCCAUUUUAUAUUAUAACAGAAUUCAUGAGCAAAGGAAAUCUGUUGGAUUAUUUACGCAAUGAAAGCAAGCACCAGAUAAAUGCCGUUGUCUUGAUGCACAUGGCUACACAGAUCGCAAGUGGCAUGAGUUAUUUAGAAAGUCGAAAUUUCAUUCACAGAGAUCUGGCUGCACGAAAUUGUCUUGUCGGUGAAAAUCAUCUGGUAAAAGUCGCAGAUUUUGGUUUAGCUCGUCUCAUGAGAGAUGAUACAUAUACUGCUCAUGCUGGUGCCAAAUUUCCAAUAAAAUGGACAGCCCCCGAGGGGCUGGCUUACAAUAAAUUUUCGACUAAGUCUGAUGUAUGGGCAUUUGGGAUAUUAUUAUGGGAGAUAGCAACGUAUGGUAUGUCUCCAUAUCCUGGUGUCGAUCUAACGGACGUCUACCACAUGCUAGAGAAGGGCUACAGAAUGGAGUGUCCUCCUGGCUGCCCACCGAAAGUCUAUGAAUUGAUGCGUCAAUGUUGGCAAUGGUCUGCCUCUGAGCGUCCCACCUUCAAGGAAAUACAUCAUUCCUUGGAAAAUAUGUUUCAAGAGUCCAGUAUUACAGAGGAGGUAGAGAAACAGCUACAAGGUGGCGGUGAGAUUCCUUUGUUAUCCUACAAGAAGACGCAGACAGGGAGCACAGGGAAUAUACACGGUUUAGUGCUCGUAUCGGAUCAAUUGUCUACAUCAGGUUUAACUCAAGACGGCGUAAGUACGAUUAAUAAGCUAAGUACUUUCAUGGGAGGACUCUCGAGCAAAAGCAACAGCAAUAUUGUUCAAAUGCGACGUUCCACAAAUAAGAAAGGAAAACAGGCCCCAGCUCCACCGAAACGUACCAGUCUACUCUCGUCAUGCAGCUCUUUCCGGGACUCUGCCUACCAGGAACAGGACCAACAGAGUACUGACGUAAGCGCGGUGACACUUGAUGAUGGCACAGAUCUAAAUGGUAUUGAUAAGAUUUUUGAAGGUAUCACGCGAGAUCUCGUGACAAUGGCCACACAGUCAAUUACCACAGGAGGUUGCGAGGCGGACGACGAUGGAGAUGGGUCUCAGGGAACAGCCGAGGGGAAUUUCCCACCUCAGCCAUCCACCUCGCCAGAACCUGUAUCCAACUUACAGUGCAAUCAGAAACAAAUUAAAACACGACCCUACCCGUCUAAGGAAGUACUACCGCAGAAGUUGGUGCACGUGGGAGCCCUGGAGGUGCAAAACGUUAAAAGGGCUAUCAAUCGCUACGGUACCCUGCCGAAGGGUGCUAGAAUUGGUGCCUACCUGGAAUCUCUUCGACAGAGUGGAUUGCCUUCUAAUCAGGAAGGUGUCGCCGUGGCGUCCCCACUCUCCGGUGCCGUGGAGCAUCACGAAAUCGCCAGCUCCGUGGAUACACCUCAGCAUCGCUCUCUUUCACCCCGUCAAAACAAUCUACGCAAUCAGCCGCAAAUGACACGCAGUAACUCUUCAAGUGGUGUGGUAAGCACCUAUCAACCGCCUAAUUCGCCAAGAAGCAGGGCUGUAGCUGCUAGGAAGAACAACACUGAGAGUAUUGGCCUGAGGACCUUCCGCGCACCUAAUACAUCCACCUUUAGAACUGCCAGUCCCUCGAGAUCGGUACAGCCUACAUUGGCUGAUUUGGAAUUUCCACCGCCACCGUUGGACUUGCCACCUCCACCUAACGAACUAUUCCCACCCGUGGAUCAAUGUGAUUUACCUCCUCCUGUGACAGCAUCACCAAGUGGCGAUACUCAUAUGAAGAUUACAGGAUCGCCUGUAGGUAUCAGAAAGGUGAAAACAGAAUGGAAGUCUAAGGACGAUGCUACAGAUGACCAGGAAGAGAGAAAUAGUGACGUAAGGAAUGUGGAACCUUCUGUAAAGGAAGCUAGUUCGCGAUUUGGAGUCAGUCUCAGACGUCGGGAACCUUCUGGUGAAGUACCCUGUAACGCUGGUAAGCCAAGUGACGAUAAAAAAGUCCCGUACAGAGCUAAGGAACCUAAUCCAAAUACUAAAAUGGAAAUAACCGCUCCUAUUUCUCCUCCUGACGAAGCACCACCUCCACCGCCUUUGCCUCCACCGCCGCUAUCUUCAGAUAACAUCGCGAGUACAUUUAAUUCAAAGCCGGGAAUGAAGGAGAUGCUAGAAUUAAAGCUCAUAAAUGAAAUAAAGCAAAGUGCUGACAUGAAACAUGGCAGUUUAACUAAAAAAGUCAAUGCUUCUCACAGUACAACUUCAGUACCCCUUGACCCCGCCUCACAAUUGCUCUCUGAAUUAUGCGCUAGCUUCAGCAUGGACGCUAACAAGCACACGUUUCAAAAUGAAUAUGCAAUCUCCACAUUGAAGAUCACAGACAGUUCCACUGUACCCCAGGAACAUCAUUUAUCCGGUCAAAGUGCUCCUGAGAAGUAUGGAUCCUACAAAGAAGUGCAUGCAGCUUUACCGAUAACUGAAGGCAUCCUGAAUACCGGAAACGUGGGCUUCAAAUUGAAGCGAGUGGAUAAGAGAACUAAUACCCAGAAGGAGGAAAACGUAGAUGGUCAAAUAAUCGAUUUCAAAGCUCGACUACGAAAGGUGGACAACGUCGAGAAGCCUGCAGAAGAAAAGGGAACUAAGCGUUUCGAAGAAGUCAGCAGUGGUAUUACAGACUCCACAGAAUCCAUGACGGACGAUCCGGCAGACGAUAAACGUCGAAGCACGGGAAGUAUCAGUAGCUUGAAAAAGCUGUGGGAAAAUAAAGAAGCUACUGGUGAUAAUCAACCACUGAGUCCUAAGUUAAGUACGAGAGGUGCAAGUAAGCAGGAUAUCGUUGAUCCUGGUGAGGAUUCUCCAGAAGAUCAUAGCGGUGCAUCUACUCGUAGUUCAACAAGUAAAGAAUACUCAAGAGUAUGGCCUCCUGCAGCAUCUGUCGAAGUGGAGAAACCUGUUGUCCCAGCUAAACCACCAAAAGCCCUGGUGUCUUCGAGUAAGCAUUUUGCAUCUUCUAUAUACGCAACGCCAAAUUGUAACAAGCCACAGACUGAGGAAGAGACUGCAAAGCAGGCUGCCGAAUCUAAGGGUGCAAAGCACAACGUGAUGGAAAUUUCAAACGUGAUUGAAACCAGUAUCUUAAAUCUUAAAGGGAGCCCCACUAUAAUAAUGGCUAGUUGGCUUCAGCUGUCCGACAAAGUAGGCUUACUUCAUGGGAUGUGUGUCAAUCUCACGGACACUGCUAUAGCGCCUCACGCGAGGUUUCAAUUUCGCGACCUGCUCACCCGUUUGGAAUUGCAAGCGAGACAAUUGCGAGCUGCCGGUACACGCAAUAUCAUAGAGAACACAAGACUACUGAGUGAGGUUCAAAACACGAUAAAGGACGUAAUGAACACGGUACAGAGAUAAAGAAUCACGUUCGAUGGCAAAGAAAUCAAAAGCGAAGUUACGUAUUUCCUUAUUGAGUUUCUGUGGGGAGACGAAAGUAUAUGUAACCUGAUCCGAAGAGGUACUUGCUGCAACUAGGGUGAAUAAAAUAAUUGAGAUCGCACUUUAAUAGAUAUACAUAUAUUAAAAGAUGAACAAUUUUAUUCGAACAAGGUGAAAUUGUUCUGUAAUCGAAUAUUACGUUUUGAUUGAUAUCCUCUUAAACACAAUUAUGUACUCAAAUACUGCUAUUCAGUCAGUUCUCUCGUAUCAGUGCGUUAAAAAGUAUCUUAAUUGUACAGGGUGUUUCAUUUAACGAGUCUAAUAGGAUUGUGGCUUCACCCGAGCGGUCACGUCCAUGUAUCCCCAUUACUCUGUACUCUUACAGUAUCACGAGGUCAGAAGUUCAGUCUCAUUUUCCAUUUCUUAGUCGAAUUGAAAUCUCCCAAAUAAUGAGGAAGCACAGGUGUACUUUCUUAAUACGAAGCCAUAACCUUGUUGGGCGUCUUAGACGGAACAUCCUGUAUAAAAGCAUAAUGCUUGUAAAAAUGUCAUCUUGUCCUUUAAACCCAUCCGUUUUGGAUACUCCUAAAUCUGCAGCUGUUCUAACUCAAAGCUGAUUAUUCGAUUCACCCUAUAUGUAGGUACACACAUAUAUAUAUUUAUAUAUGUAUCCAAGUCAUUAGCGAGAUCCCUCAAAAGACUAUUCCCUCUAUUUCUGAAUCUCUGUUUUUCCGGUAUCCUGUUACUCUCUAUCUCAUGGAUCACAGACAUCGCGUUUGUAGCGACAUCGAAUAACUAAUGUGAAUAAAUUUUACGAAUAAUGAUUUUUCAAAACGUAAUUAUUCUAUAACGAGUAUUAUUCUUCGUAUUAGAAAGCGGAGGUGUCUCCGGUCUCAAGUUAAAUCUACCAAAAAGUAGCUGUUCGUUGCCAUGUGGUAAACGGAAGGAUGGAUCAUGCUAUUUCAUGUAUUUCGUACGCGAUCAUUAAUCACAUUUGUUUCGAUAAUUGACAUGCAAAUUGUACACUAUAUUAUAUUCAAAGUACAAAGGAGAUACUUGGCUUCGAAAUUUUCAAUCAGAAUUUAUUGAUCAUGGUGCAAUAAAUGCAUUUGGGCCUGGAGACAUGGCCUUAUCAUAUAUACAUUCUGCAUGGUCUGAACCAGCUUUAAGGGAAAAUUCAAAGCUAUACUAUGCAAUAGUAAAUAUGAAAUUUACAAUUAAUCAGAAUGAAUGUAGUGUGCCGGCAUGAAGGGGUUUAUCAAGAUGCGAUUUAGAUACGUGAAUAAACAAAAAAAAAUGAGAAAUAAAAUAAUACGCGAAUGCAUCGAAGCAUCAUGAAGACACAAAGCCAUUUUAAAUUGCUAGGUAUUAAUUUUUCAAUUAAGUUGCUUACCUAUCAUACCACCAUCUCAUUUUACAUGUAAUUUUAUACACAUCACGAAUAUUGCUUAGUAUAUACGAUACGCGAGAUUUUAGACUAGAUUAUAAAUACGAAAGUUACUGUUAAGUCAUUUUAUGUGUACCGUGGGACAAUAUAACAAUUUUGUAUUUGUAUAGAACAAGUUGUAUAACGGCUAUAUUAAUUGUACGCCUAUAUGAAUUAUCCAGAACAUGAAGCAAAUUCAAUGUGACUAAUCGGAAUUUUAAGUGUCGUGUGCUCCAUUUUGCACCGAGGGAUUAUAUGCGAAGGUUCUUCCAAGUCGUGUGCUAGAAGACUGGAUUUGGAAACUUCCAUGGGACUCUUUCUGUCAGUAUCAGACUGUUUGGAAUAUCAAGACGUAAAUACAGUUUGUGGAAAAGUGAACGGAUAAUAAUUGCAUGGGAGUUUUCAAGUGUAUGUUUUUGCUAAGACUGCGCUACGCGUUAAGGCGAAUGCAAUAGAACUGGAUUAAAAGGAAAAAAAAGAAAAUAUCAUCGAUGAAAUUCUACUUCUUAUGACACUGCCUAUAUUACAUGUUAACAGCUAAGUAGUACAGUAUUGAAUUCGUCGAUAUCCUAAGGACUAUAAAAACGGCAAAUUCGGCACAGUA